CCCCAGACUCCAGAGACUCCGAGCAGAUUUUCUUCUGCUGCGGUCCAGCCAAAGUGGGCCGGUGGCCGAGAGCCUAGACUUCCGCUCGGCGCUGCAGGCAGGCCCAGGCCCGCUGGCCCAGGCCUCCUGAGUCCAUGCGGUUCUCAUCACGUGCGGCGCGGAUCCGGGGCAGGGCGCGGUUGGAAAGGCUUGCCCAGGAGGUGGCAUCUGAGGGAGAGCUGUACCUCUUAGGCCCUUUGGUGCAACCCUCUCCUGGCCGACUUCAGAGCAUGGGGGGGGGGGUCGGGUCCGGGAAGAAACCGCUUUAUACCCCGCAGUCAGCGGGGAUACUGCACCUCCUUUCCUGACCUUGUGGGGUGCGACCUGAAGGAAAGACACGUGUGGCCUCGCGGAGUGGGCCGGCCCGACUCCCUCAGCACCGCGGCCUUGGUGGCUGCUCUGAUACAGUAGCCACGGGUGGAUACAUGGAGACACUUUGCUGAGCUGCUUUUUGCAUCUUCAGGAAUACUUUUCUUGCCAGAUCACUCGGAUUUGUAAUCCUCCACCUUCCUUCUACCUUGAUUUUUCAGGAGACACAUUUGGAAUGAGUGUUCUUUGAAGGCCGUUGUAGCAGUGAAAGAUUAACUCUUUUUUUGGCGGCAGAAGUAGGUAGUCAUUGGGGAAGGAGUUGCGAGUAAUGGAUGCUAGUACUGAUGUUAUGAAACUGCGUCGAAUUUGGUCGCCAGGGCGUAAUAGCGGUUGGAGUAGGCCAGGCUCAAGUCUAACAUUGCUUUUUCUCCUGCACAGGUGGAUACGUUUGUCCAGGUCUAGUGCUAGAACUGAUCAUCUCCUUGUUUUCUCCCUCAGAAAUGCUUCGAUUACCCACAGUUCUUCGCCAGAUAAGACCAGUGUCCAGGGCACUGGCUCCCCAUCUCACUCGGGCUUAUGCCAAAGAUGUAAAAUUUGGUGCAGAUGCCCGAGCAUUAAUGCUUCAAGGUGUAGACCUGUUAGCCGAUGCUGUAGCCGUUACAAUGGGGCCAAAGGGAAGAACAGUGAUUAUUGAACAGAGUUGGGGAAGUCCCAAAGUAACAAAAGAUGGUGUGACUGUUGCAAAGUCAAUUGACUUAAAGGAUAAAUAUAAAAAUAUUGGAGCUAAACUUGUUCAAGAUGUUGCCAAUAACACAAAUGAAGAGGCUGGGGAUGGUACCACCACUGCCACUGUGUUGGCACGGUCUAUUGCCAAGGAAGGCUUCGAAAAAAUUAGCAAAGGUGCUAAUCCAGUGGAAAUCAGGAGAGGUGUAAUGUUAGCUGUUGAUGCUGUCAUUGCUGAACUGAAGAAGCAGUCUAAACCUGUGACAACCCCUGAAGAAAUUGCUCAGGUUGCUACAAUUUCUGCAAAUGGUGACAAAGAAAUUGGCAGCAUCAUUUCUGAUGCAAUGAAAAAGGUUGGAAGAAAAGGUGUCAUCACAGUAAAGGCAAGUGUUUUUACUGAUAGCUUGAAUGAGACAUCUGGCAUGGGCUUGAAUGCCCUGGAGCAUUUGCAUACUCUGGAUGCCUAUGUUCUAUUAAGUGAAAAGAAAAUUUCUAGUGUCCAGUCAAUCGUACCUGCUCUUGAAAUUGCCAAUGCUCACCGUAAGCCCUUGGUCAUAGUUGCUGAAGAUGUUGAUGGAGAAGCUCUAAGCACACUUGUUUUGAAUAGGCUAAAAGUUGGUCUUCAAGUUGUAGCAGUCAAAGCUCCAGGUUUUGGUGAUAAUAGAAAGAACCAGCUUAAAGAUAUGGCUAUUGCUACUGGUGGUGCAGUGUUCGGAGAAGAGGGGUUGACCCUAAAUCUUGAAGAUGUUCAGCCUCAUGACUUAGGAAAAAUUGGAGAGGUCAUUGUGACCAAAGAUGAUACCAUGCUCUUGAAAGGAAAAGAUGCUGCUGGGGUGGCUUCUCUGUUAACUACAGCAGAAGUUGUAGUCACAGAACUUCCUAAAGAAGAGAAGGACCCUGGAAUGGGUGCAAUGGGUGGCAUGGGAGGUGGUAUGGGAGGUGGCAUGUUCUAAUUCCUAGAGUAGUGCUUUACCAUUAAUGAACUGUGACAGGAAGCUCAAGGCAGUGUUCCUUACCAAUAACUUCAGAGAAGUCAGUUGGAGAAAGUGAAGAAAAGGCUGGCUGAUGUUUAAGCAAAUCACUAUAACCAUCAGUAACUGGUUUCAGUUGACAAAUAUAAUGGUUUACUGCUGUCAUCCAUUGUCCAUGCCUACAGAUAAUUUAUUUUGUAUUUUUGAAUAAAAAGACAUUUGUACAUUCCUGAUACUGGGUGCAAGAGCCAUAUACCAGUGUACUGCUUUCAACUUAAAUCACUGAGGCAUUUUUACUACUGUUCUGUUAAAAUCAGAAUUUUAGUGCUUGCCAUCACCAGAUGAAAAGUUAAGAAGCAGCCUUUCUGUGGAGAGUAAGAAUAAUUGUGUACAAAGUAGAGAAAUAUCCAAUUAUGUGACAACCUUUGUGUAAUAAAAAUUUGUUUAAAGUUAA
Molecule: messenger RNA, 2496 nt
Organism: Otolemur garnettii (small-eared galago)
Lineage: Eukaryota; Metazoa; Chordata; Mammalia; Primates; Galagidae
Gene: HSPD1
Product: heat shock protein family D (Hsp60) member 1
Exons: 9
Coding region: 849-2024 (391 amino acids)
Biological process (GO): apoptotic mitochondrial changes; positive regulation of interleukin-6 production; mitochondrial unfolded protein response
Cellular component (GO): mitochondrial matrix; mitochondrial inner membrane
Molecular function (GO): ATP binding; ATP-dependent protein folding chaperone; protein-folding chaperone binding
Source: RefSeq, a predicted model, not a curated record